Penicillium robsamsonii is the source of this 291-nucleotide messenger RNA. RefSeq lists its product as uncharacterized. Bases 1 to 291 code for a protein of 96 amino acids. The transcript has a single exon. The record is from RefSeq and is a predicted model, not a curated record. Lineage: Eukaryota; Fungi; Ascomycota; Eurotiomycetes; Eurotiales; Aspergillaceae.
AUGCCUACGCUUUCCUUCUUAUCAUUGCUCCAACAACAGCGCGGCAAGAAUCCGAAGGCCAAUCGAAUCGGCCUUGGUGCCUCCUUCGCUGUAUAUUGCUACAUGAGCCCAGUCGGCCACAAUCCUUGUGACCUAUCUUGCAGCAACCCGAACAACGAAAAGGUCACUCAGCGGCGAUUCGUUUGGGAAUUUUGCCAAUGGCCUUGCACCUUUACUACAGCCACUGUAGAGCGAGUCCUUCAGAAGAGUUUCGAUCGCCCUGAGGCCAUGUAUCACCUGUCUCGCUUUUGA